AUGUGUAUAAGUGAUGAGCUAAAAGCAUCCGGUUUUCGAAUUUGCAAUUAUCAAAAUAUACAAGGAGACUUAUCUAUAAAUGAGUGGGAUAUUAUCAUAGUACAGGUUGAGAGUCUUUUCCGUAUCGAGUUUACAGCCCGUCCAUUUGUAGCUAUUCUUGAUGAAGCUAAUGCCAUUAUGCGUCAAAUGUCUAGUGGUACAAAUGCACGAGAAUCUGAGAAUGCAAUACGUGAUGUACUAAGAUCUGCGAGACAUGUUUUGGCCAUGGAUGCUUUUGCAAAUAAAUCAACACUAAUCUUCCUCCAAACUUAUCGUGGUGAAAAUAUUUGCAUAGUUGAUAAUAAGUAUCAGCCUCGUAUAGGUGAGACAGUUGAAUUUAUUUAUGAUCCGAAUAGCGGAGCUGAAGCCAUGCGAAUAGGAUAUGAUCUUUUGAGGCAGGGCAAACGUGUAGCAUUCGUAUCUACUGGAGCAGUGAUGGCUAGAGCGAUAGUAGAAAAAGCAUCUAAGUUGUUUAAACCAGACAAUUCUCCUGUUAAAGCCCGUGCAUAUUAUGGGAAUAUGGAUGGGAAGCAGAGACAAAAAGACUUCUCUAAUAUUGAUGUUGCUUGGGGUGAGCUUGACUGUGUAGCUUACACAAAUACAGUGGAGGCGGAAAUAUCAUUUGAAGUUACGGGCCAUUUUGAUAUAGUUAUAGCUAUUACAAACAUCACCACUCCAGUUCAUGUUGAGGCUCUUGCGCAAAUGCUUUAUCGAAUUCGUGACUGUCCUCGUCGUAUUGUUUCUGUGUUUUAUCAAAAAAAUUCUAAUGAACUUUUUCGUCAACCAGGUCGUGAAAAUAUCCGAGCAGAACUUGAAAGUGCUCGACCUAAUAAUUUGCCUACAUCAAUAAAGGGUCACAGUGAAUGGGAUAGCAACGCCAUUUAUUAUAAAAUCGAUGAAUCUCCUGCUGUAAUAACAUUUGUCGAAGUUGAGCAUCAGAAACGGCUUUCUGCGAGAUAUUUUAUUGAGAAGCUUUGUAGUCUUAUAGCCAGUACUGGUGCUUCUCUCCAACUAAUAAAAAUGGAUGAGAGCCGAGGAGUUAUAGGGAAUCGUAAAAAAGUCCGCAAUGAGGUUAGGGUUGAAGCACUAGUUAUCAAGGAAACAGAUUUUGAUGCAGUUGCUACUUCCCGGAAUCUCGAUCCUGAAGAAGCUGAAAAUCUUAAGUUUGACCAAGAACGCUCUAUCCCAGAUACUAUGGCACUUAAACGUUUCUAUAUGCGAAAUAUUUAUGGUAAAGAUAUAGACAAUGAGAUUUGGGAUAAUCUUUGCAAUAAAAAGUUUGUAAAACAUUUCAGUCCGCCAGAACAUCAGAAACAUUUCUUGAAGUUAUAUCACUUUAGAAAGCAAGGCUAUGAUGAGGAAAGUGCAAUGAAAGGGUUAGAGGUCAAAGAUAUUGCGCAAUGGGAAGAUAGCCAUUAUAAAGCUGGUUAUAAUUCUGAGAAAUCAAUAGCAGAGGACUUGCACAAAUCAUAUUCAGCUAAUCAUUGGAAAGUUAUAAGGGAACUCUUUCAAAUACUAGGCUUUACCGGCAUAGAUGAUAAGCGUAUUCUUUCCAGUAAUAUAAUAUCAGAAACAUUCACACAAUCCUGCGAGAGGUUUAUAAAAGUCCUGGAUCAAUCCCUAUUACUCUUCGGAUUUAAGUCUCGUGCUAAGGUAACAUCGGAUCUUAAUUCAGCUAUAAGGGCAAUUAAUGCAAUUGCUGGAAAUUGGUGUGGCUAUACUGUAAAGAUAAAUAGGAAAAAAAUAGGGCCUAAAGAAAAACAGGUUUGGGAACGUUCAUAUCAAAUUAAUCGGCAACCAUAUGAUGGUCUUGGUUUUGGAGAUAAAG
Molecule: messenger RNA, 1867 nt
Organism: Rhizophagus irregularis DAOM 181602=DAOM 197198
Lineage: Eukaryota; Fungi; Glomeromycota; Glomeromycetes; Glomerales; Glomeraceae
Source: RefSeq, a predicted model, not a curated record